Saccostrea cuccullata (small rock oyster) is the source of this 2072-nucleotide messenger RNA. Its product is annotated as ectonucleoside triphosphate diphosphohydrolase 7-like. Bases 72 to 1949 code for a protein of 625 amino acids. The transcript is spliced from 10 exons. Gene Ontology annotation, molecular function: GDP phosphatase activity; UDP phosphatase activity. NCBI's taxonomy places the organism in Eukaryota, Metazoa, Mollusca, Bivalvia, Ostreida, Ostreidae. Gene Ontology annotation, cellular component: Golgi apparatus. The record is from RefSeq and is a predicted model, not a curated record. Gene Ontology annotation, biological process: UDP catabolic process.
CCUACUUUCAUUUUGACAUUGAGAUGUCGAACCCGAUGGAACAACGUGUAUAAAAUGCAGAACUGUGUUCAAUGGCCAGGAUUUAUUUCAAUAUACCACAAUGUCUUCACAAUGUCAGACAUAUAGGAUGGCAAUCAGCAUUACAAAGAUGGACUACACGACAAAUAGCCAUAGUGACUGUUUGCUCCUUCAUUAUUCUUGUGAUUAUCUUCGUUAUAUUGGAAACAGUAUUUCUAAGUCAGCCAGUUAUCAACAAAUCACAUGAGAAGCAUGUGUUUGAUAAGAAUAAAGGACUGGGCCCCGCGGUGCAUUAUGGGAUUGUUAUAGACUGUGGUAGCAGUGGUAGUCAGGUGUUCCUCUAUUUCUGGCCACCACACUCGGGAAACACUCAAGAUCUCCUCAACAUUCAACAGUUCAUGGAUAAAGAUGGAAAGCCAGUAAUUAAAAAAAUUAAACCAGGUUUAGAUACAUUUAAAGAUAACCCAGAGGCAGCCAGUGACUAUAUAAAGCCAUUACUACAAUAUGUAGCUGGAUACAUACCAAAGGACCAACAGAAAGAGACGCUAUUGUUUAUCUUAGCAACAGCAGGAAUGCGCAUGAUCUCAGAAACAUCACAGAAAGCCAUUUUUCAGAAUCUAUACAAAGAAAUCCCAAAGCUGUAUCCUUUUGUGAUAUCAGAGAGUAACUUAGAGGUGAUCAGUGGUAAACAGGAGGGGGUGUACGCCUGGAUAGCUGUCAAUUACGUACUACACAAAUUUGAUCACGGGGUGGAAGAACAUCCGCUGGUGGCUGUUGAAGUUCCAGGCAACACAAACAAAGAAAAGAAAACUCACGUUCGACGGAGAACUGUGGGCAUGUUGGAUAUGGGAGGGGGGUCCAUGCAGAUAGCAUUUGAAAUCACCUCAAAGUAUAGUAACAUUCCAAAGCACAGAGUGGCCGAGUUUAACCUCGGAUGUCAAAAUAAUGACAUAGACCACACCUACAGAGUUUACGUGACGACAUUUCUGGGGUUCGGGGCAAACGAAGCCAGAGAGAGGUACGAAGAGCAGGUGCUUCUAUCCAAGGCUCACCAAAAGGACUUGGCCACAACAAAUACAAGCAGUAUACCUAUCAUACAGAGAACUCAUCCUAACAUCUCUGACCCCUGUCUUCCCGUGGGUCUCACACAGGAAGUGAAGGAUGCCGAGGGACACACCCACUUCCUGCAUGGACUGGGAGACUAUGAAGCUUGUCGGACAUCCCUUGUGGGACUGAUCAAUUGGAAUUCCUCGGUUAUUUGUGAACAAGCUCCGUGUUCAAUGAACGGAGUUCACCAGCCAAUCAUCUCUUUUCAUAACAGUGAAUUUUAUGCUUUUUCGGAGUUUUGGUACACAAUGGAUGAUGUUUACAGGAUAGGGGGGAAAUACAACAAUGAAAAAUUUGAUUACGAGGCAAAGAAAUUUUGCAGCACAAGGUGGUCCACUCUUCAGUCUUGGUACGAUGAUAAACUUUUCCCAAGGGCAGAUGAGAGCAGAUUUAGAUUUCAGUGUUUUAAGUCGGCCUGGAUGUCGACAGUUUUACAUAAAGGAUUAAAAUUUCCACACAGUUAUAAGAUGUUGAGGUCAGUUCACCUGAUAAAUAAACGUGAGGUACAGUGGACACUAGGAGCUCUUCUGCACCGCACUAGAUACCUCCCCCUCAGGGAGAUAAAUAAUUUUGAAAAUCGACACAGUCCACCACCGUGGAUCAAGAAAACAAGAUUUGUAGACAACGAAUAUGUAAUAGUUGUGUGUUUUGUGAUAGUUUUUGUGGCCAUUGUGUUAUAUUUAAAACAUUUAAAGAUCUGCCAGAGUAAGAAGCUGGAAAAGUUACAUCACGUGCCCUCCAUGUCGUACUUCAUGGUGGAGGAGGACCAGAUAGAACAAGGACUUAAUUACGUCAUGGUCAGCAAGGCAGACUUAGAACAGUGAUUGGUACCAUUGUUACACUGCUCUUCUAUUAUAAAUUAAAUUUUAUAGUAUAUGUCCUGAGACUGUUCUGCACAUAUAUUUAUUAUUUUAUAUGAAUAAAUAGAAUAAUAUACAUUAAUUUUA